This is a messenger RNA of Dimorphilus gyrociliatus, 2129 nucleotides long. The record is from the annotation of a GenBank genome assembly. Lineage: Eukaryota; Metazoa; Annelida; Polychaeta; Dinophilidae.
AAUGUUAGUGUCAAGGUCAGGGUGAAAAAAUAUCUUCUAGUCGUAUAAAAUUAAUUCGCCUUGUUCGGCCUUAAUUUCUGUUCGGAUUUGUUAGUAAAACACAACUUUCAUUAGAAUAUCGUAAUUUUAUCGAGUAUCAAGGAAUAAUGCAUUCCAAAUGAACAUCGGGUUUCGUCAGAAGUUGCUCCACAAACUUCUCAUUUUCUCUCAGACAAGAUCAAUUGGAGAUGCUAACACAAAUGUCUUUCCAAGACAAUUGUUUUUGCAUGACCGUGGAUACGUUCCUACUUUGGGACCUCCCGAAAUCACAAAAAUUUUACGUCUACACGAAUCGUCCUUGACUUCGAACAAGCGUGGUAGCUCCCCUAUAAAGGGAUAUGAUAGCAAUCAGCUAAAUGCCAAUAACCCUAUGGAAGAUAGACGGAUGCAGGCAAGGUUAUUGAACACAGAUGGUGUCUUAUUUGGAGUUUUAGAUGGUCACGCGGGGCCUUCGUGCGCUGAAUCUGUAUCUCAAAGGUUGCUCGAUUACAUAGCACUUGCAUUAUUACCAUCUAGUAAAUUGGAAGAUUUUAUAAAGAGACCCUUCACUCUGAUAAAAGAGCAUAAAAUGAAAUGUGUUCAAGACUGUAUAGACGACAUCUCAUCAAGUCACAGAGCCAAUCUUCAAAAGUUUGCAAGUGAAACACUUUCUGCUUCAGAUUGGGACGAUGAGGACGAAGAUCCUGUUGCUAAGGCCCUAAUAUCGGCUUAUAUACGUUUAGAUGCUAAUAUAGGACAUGAUGGCUUACCAAAGGAUGGGAAAUUAGAUGGAGAAUCUCUCGCUAUAGCAAUGAGUGGAAGUUGUGGUUGUGUAGCUCAUAUUUCAGAUUUGGACGUUCACGUUGCUAAUGUGGGCGAUACUAGAGGUGUUUUAGGAUCUCUAGCCGCCGAUGGCAAUUGGACAGCCAAAAUUCUUACGAAGGAACAUAAUUACGACAAUAAAUCGGAAGUCGAUAGGAUACUUUCUGCGCAUCCUAAAUCUGAAGAAAAGUUCGUUCUUCGAGACAGAAGGCUUCUCGGCCAGCUAGUUCCACUAAGAUCAUUUGGUGAUAUGAGAUAUAAGUGGCAAUCAAAUAGACUUCAAGAAGUAGUUAAUCUUAUUAAUUCACCAGCCGCCAGCCGCUUGAUUCCCCCCUAUUAUCAUACCCCUCCAUAUCUCAUAUGUACUCCCGAAGUUGGAAAUCACCGUCUUACAGUUCGUGAUCGUUUUUUGGUGCUAGCUUCUGAUGGCCUUUGGGAUAUGCUUUCAGCAGAUAAAGUCGUUCAAAUUGUUGGCAAUUUCUUGAUGGGAAAGGAAACAAAUACAAAUUUUGAAUUGCCUGCAGACGACAGAAGUCUUCUUAAAAUAGUUACCCUUUUAAAAGACAGAAGAGCAAGAAUAAAACACCGGACGGAGGAUGAGAAUGCAUCAACGCAUUUGAUAAGACAUGCAUUAGGAUACGAUCACAAACUCGUGUCAGAAAUGUUAGCUCUUCCAGAAGAUGUUGCUAGACUUCACCGGGAUGACAUUACGGUGACAGUGAUUUUCUUUGAUUCUGAUUAUAUAGCGCGAAAAGCUGCUGCCGAAGUGAAAAAUGCUUGACUUGAUAUCUUAAAAUGUGAUCGAUUGAUAAAAUCGAUUUUUUCACUACUCAAAAAUAAGAUUACAUAAUAAGUUAUCUUAUCAGUAUUAUGCAUUGAGAAAAAUAAGUAUAUUUCUUAUAUACAGCUAUAAAUUGUUCGGAUAUCUGGUUUUCUGACUAUCAGAAAAGAAAAUGAAUGGAGAUACACUUAUCAGUCUAUUGUUGUAACGGCCUUGAAUAAUUUCCUAUGAAUUUCGCUAAUCUCAACGAAUUAAGUAAAAGUUGUUUUUCAUUCAUUAAUUCGUUGAGAGGUUUGCUCGAAGCAGCAUAGAAUAUGCUGUUCUACCCUCUUCGUUUAAAUUAAUCAACUCUAAAUAACAAAAAAACUUAUUAUUUUCCGAAAAGUAUACUAAUUUGAAAGCCUGUGAAAAGCAAGAGAUCUGUUGAAAUAUCUAUCCUAUUUUCCAUUUUUAAUCAUUCCUAUUGAAAUAUUAUUUGAAUGAAAAAUAUACAUAUACUUUCUUAAUG